Molecule: messenger RNA, 1975 nt
Organism: Centruroides sculpturatus (bark scorpion)
Lineage: Eukaryota; Metazoa; Arthropoda; Arachnida; Scorpiones; Buthidae
Exons: 2
Coding region: 1007-1903 (298 amino acids)
Source: RefSeq, a predicted model, not a curated record
ACGUCGGUGAAAGACCGAAUAUUUGGUUAUAUUAUUAGACAUCCGCGACUCGACCAUCUUACGGAAUGGCUUAAGAAUGUGGAUGAGGCACUUGUUGAUUUUGAGGUUAGAUUAGUGGAUAUUGAGGCCAGGAUUGGUUCGGGCGGAUCGGAAUCGGUGAGUUCUUCUCUUAUUGAUAAUAUUAGUUCGAAAGUGUCGAAAAUGGAACGAGAGAUAGAUUACAUGGAUAAUCAGCGAAGAAUUAAUAAUGUAAUAAUACAUGGUUUGGAGGAAGGGGCUGGAGAAUCGGCUAAUGAUACUUUAGAGGCAGUUAAAUUCUUUGCUAUGAAUAAGUUGAAUUUGCCUGUGUUGAGAUAUGUUGAUGCUAGGCGAGUUGGAAAGAAAUUUGGUGAUAGGCCUAGAAUAAUAAUUUGUCAGUUUGGGUCUCUUAAUGAUAAAUUAUCUUUUAAAAAAGCUGUUUUUGAGUCCCGUAAUUUGAAUGUAUUUGUUAAUGAUGACUUUUCUCAACGAAUAAGAGAUAUAAGGUAUAAGUUAAGGAUGUUUGGAAGACAGAAGAAAUCUGAAGGUGCUCGGAAAAUCCGAUUAACUUAUGAUAAAAUAUUUAUUGAUGGAGUGAAAUACGGAUAUGAUGAGAAUUCGGGUAAAAUUAUUGUUGUUUCUUCAUAGCAACCACAGUCCCAGUGUACCUCUAUAAUGAUAUUGAAUUGUGCUGGUAUUAAAAAUAAACCGUACUCAUUUUGGAGGUAUGCAUCGCAAUUUGAUUUAGUUUUUUUUGUCUGAAACCUGGUAUUCUUCUAAAAGUAAUAAAAAUAAUCUGGAAGUUUUAUUAGAUUAUAAUUGUAUUAUUGGUAAUGCUUUUAGAGACGGUUGUAGGGGUAGAUUUAAGGCUGGAUGGUUGCUAUUUAUAAAAAUUUGCUUUUGUUAUAAAGUACUUUAUAAAGAUGAUUUUGUGGUUUUGAUUAAUAUUAUAUUCCCUGUGGGAGAAUUUUUGUUAUGUUUUGUAUAUAUGCAAGAACAUAGUUGGCAGGAAAUAUUUGAGACACUAAAUAAUUUUGAUUUCAAUGAAGAUUUAAAUUUAAUUAUUUUGGGUGAUUUUAAUGCUCGGAUGGGUGAGGGAAAUGUUAUUCCUGACUACAUUGGUAAUGUUUAUGAUAUUGAUUUGGUUAAAAGAAAAAGGAAAUCUAAAGAUGUGAUUGUAAACAGCAGAGGGAGAAAGAUGCUUCAAUUUUGUGCAGAUAAAAAUUUAUUAAUAUUAAAUGGUAGAACGUCUGGCGAUGAAGCUGGGGAAUAUACAUUUGUGUCCAGCUUGGGUUCUUCAGUUAUUGAUUUUGGUUUAACAACUUUUUCUGUAUGGGGUUGUGUUAAGUCGUUUUCUGUGGAUGAUAAUUGUAUUUUUUCGGAUCACUUUCCUAUGGUAUUAUGUUUGAAUAAACCUGGUCAAUCUAAGGUGAAUAAUAAUGGGAGCUGGCAUGAAAGAAUUUUUUGGAAUGAUGAGUCUAUAAAUAGUUUUAUGUUUGAGUUGGAGAAGUGUCUGUUAGACUGUGAUUCUGUUUCUUUAUCAGAUGUUAGUAAAUUAAUUGUUGAGAUAGCUAGUGCUAAUAAUAUGAAUGUAAAACCAAAAGAUUAUAUAAAUACUAACAAUUGGUUUGAUUUAGAUUGUCGUUUAAUGAUUCGUAACAGAAAUAGAGUUUGGAGAGCUUUUAAGAAAAAUGGUUUGGAAUCAUACCGUAAAUUAUUUGUGUUAUUUCGUGGCUUAGUUAAAAAGAUUUGUUUAGCUAAGAAGAAAAAGUUUUUGUAUUCGGUUCAGAAUUCUGGGAUUUUCCGUAAAAAUAAUAAAUGGUUUUGGAACCUAAGUAAAAUUAGAAAUUAUAAUAGUAGAGUGAACAUCUCUUUGGAGGAAUGAAUUAUCGCAGAGAAAUUUGCAUGUAUUGUCAGGAUGAUCAGCUAUUGGAUGCUUUUCACGUGAUUGCUAAAU